AUGCCUCCUUUUCGCAAUUUUCUCGGUCGGAAGACACAGCCCAGUGAACCCGCGGGCUUUGACGACAACUAUCUCUCUCCAAAUCCCCCCGCGCCGAUACCAAGCCGCAACAGCCAGGAUGGGGAGCCCACCGAAUAUCAAUUGAGUGUGGUCAAUGACGGUGGUGUAUAUCUACCACCUUCUCCUCCCGAGAGAUCAAGCUUCUGGCGCCGAUACCCUGGCUCCAACAAGUCGUCCAAUCACCGCGACCUAGUGGAUGAGAAUGAGCCAUUCUCUAUAUCUCGGGAGUCCUUCGACUCCUACCGCCGAUCAUUUGACAUCUCCGCCCGUUCCCCUAUCAUCCACCCCGAUGCCGGUCCCUCUCGGACAUCACUCGAUUCCCGCUUCUCCCGGUUAAACUCGUCGUCGGGGGCCCAAUCAAACUGCUUCGCCAAGUCCGACACCAUGGAGGAGGAAGCCUUUGAGGAUGUGGGCUUGACUGACGAGACAAAGCCCAAGAAGAAAGGAUUUCUUGCCAGAUUUGGUGAUUCGGGUGAUGCCCAACAAUCCACGGGAAACAAGUCUGGCACAUCGACCUUCGGGUUUCACAUUUCAGGCAGGAAGCGCGGCCAAAGUGGUGUCGGCUCUGAGUUAGGCUCUAUGAAAGCUCCUGCUGCUAUUACUGUAAAUGAAGAGACCAAAUGA
Messenger RNA from Penicillium nucicola, 684 nucleotides. RefSeq lists its product as uncharacterized. NCBI's taxonomy places the organism in Eukaryota, Fungi, Ascomycota, Eurotiomycetes, Eurotiales, Aspergillaceae. The coding region runs from base 1 to 684 and encodes 227 amino acids. The record is from RefSeq and is a predicted model, not a curated record. The transcript has 4 exons.